Morus notabilis is the source of this 1048-nucleotide messenger RNA. RefSeq names its product NADH dehydrogenase [ubiquinone] 1 alpha subcomplex assembly factor 3. The coding region runs from base 106 to 630 and encodes 174 amino acids. Lineage: Eukaryota; Viridiplantae; Streptophyta; Magnoliopsida; Rosales; Moraceae. The record is from RefSeq and is a predicted model, not a curated record. Gene Ontology annotation, biological process: mitochondrial respiratory chain complex I assembly. The transcript has 5 exons. Gene Ontology annotation, cellular component: mitochondrial inner membrane.
UAGAAGCCUGCAAUGGCAAAACCGUAAAACAAGCGGAAGAGUGAGAAGAAAGAAGAGUCGCGAGAGGAGAGAGAAAGUGAAAGAGAGAUCAGCCAGCAUUCGGCAAUGGCGGGGGGAGAGAGAGCGGUGGCGACGCUGCCGAAACUGAUAAGGAGCCUCCGGAAACAGCCGCCGAAGCCGAAAACGGCGUCGUAUCAACAAACGCUUCCUUCCCUCAGACGAGCCUUCUCCCUCUACGAUCAGAUCAACCUCAUCGACAACGUCCCUGACGACCAGCUUCGCUUUCAACGGUAUACGGAUACGGGAUUCACGGUGAAUGGUGUGGAGUAUGAAGGAAGCUUGCUUUGUGUUGGGAAUUUGUUAAUGUCUUGGGCUCCCAAGAAAUUCUCAGAAAUCACUCCUGAUAGUUUAUCCAUUUUCAAAGUUGUGCGCCCUAUACCAGAGAUUUUGAUACUUGGCAGUGGAAGGAACAUUGAACCGGUUGAUCCUGAACUACGACGCUUCAUUAGAUCCACUGGAAUGAAAUUGGAAGCCAUAGACUCGAGAAAUGCCAUCUCGACUUACAAUAUACUGAAUGAGGAAAGUAGGAUUGUGGCUGCUGCACUAAUACCAUAUGGAGUUUCUUCAUGAUGCAUAGACUCGAUGUAAGACAAACAUCCAUGCUCCUUCUAGUGUUCAAUAGUUUUGAUCAACCAAAUAUUGAGUAGCCAGAAAUGUGUUCGCUUCUAUUGGAUCCGACAAACAGUUUCAAUGCCGAACAGAACCUGCUCUAAUUUGUGUAGCGAUUAAAGGUGGCAUCAUGGGGACGGUUCAUGUGUUUCAAUUUUGACAUGUCUAUUAGAGAGGCUGGGUGAAACCAUGUCAAUAUCAUCCAACGCUUUAAUUUUCCCCUCCCAUUAUAUAUAGUAGCUGGUCAAUCCAUCUCUACAAGACUUGGUAGAAAUAUCAUAACUCUAGAGAAGAUACACGGUUUUGAUGAUAGCAUUAUAGUUGUUGUGCAACGCCGUAUGUAGUCAUUGGUUUCUAUUGAGUUUCUUAUUGUUGGCAA